Molecule: messenger RNA, 228 nt
Organism: Sphaeroforma arctica JP610
Lineage: Eukaryota; Ichthyosporea; Ichthyophonida
Exons: 2
Biological process (GO): mitochondrial protein processing; protein-containing complex assembly
Cellular component (GO): m-AAA complex
Molecular function (GO): ATP binding; metalloendopeptidase activity; ATP-dependent peptidase activity
Source: RefSeq, a predicted model, not a curated record
AUGCAUUCGUAUGUAGUAAACCCUAAAACUCAAACCCAGAUAUCAAAUAACACAAGCCACAAAGCCGUAACAGUACACGAUUUCGAGACGGCCAUAGAUCGAGUAGUCGGUGGAGUUGAGAAGAAGGCUAUGGUUAUGGACCCGAAAGAGAAGGAGGUCAUCGCACACCACGAGGCAGGCCAUGCUGUACUGGGAUGGGUGUUGGAACACACCGAGACAAUCCUCAAG